Molecule: messenger RNA, 1404 nt
Organism: Symbiodinium sp. CCMP2592
Lineage: Eukaryota; Dinophyceae; Suessiales; Symbiodiniaceae
Source: the annotation of a GenBank genome assembly
AUGUUGGCCUUGAAGUUCUUGGGCUUCGCACUCCUUGCUCGCGUCAGCCGGGCAACGCCGUUGUCGCUGACCAUUCUCCACACCAAUGAUCACCACUCUCACCUGGAGGCCAACCGUGUUGAAAUCGAGGCCAGCAAGAUUGCCGGGCUUUCAGCGCAGGCUUCCAGCAACGCGAUCAACGUCGAGUUGGGCGGCUACCCGCGGAUCGUCUCAGGCUACGGGAAGCUGAAGAUCGAUGCGGAGACGGCAGGGCGCUCAGUGCUGAAGCUCCACGCCGGCGACGCCAUCACAGGCACAGCCUACUACUCCAUGUUCAAAGGCGAGGCUGAUGCGAAGAUGAUGUCCCUCGUGUGCUUCGAUGCCUUCACGCUGGGGAACCACGAGUUCGACGAUGGAGACCAGGCCCUUGCCAACUUCAUCGACAAGCUCCAGACCGUCAACGCAUCCUGUGCCACUCCGGUGGUGGCUGCGAAUGUCGUCCCAGCGGCCACGUCGCCGCUUCUUGGCAAGCUUAACAAGUCCGUCGUACUCUCUGUCGCUGGCCAGCAGGUGGGCAUAGUCGGUAUUGAUGUUCGCAACAAGACGCUGCGCUCCUCCUCCCCAAGCGCCGGGACGACCCUCACUGACGAGCGGACCGCCGCCCAGACAGAGAUUGACAUGCUGCUCGGCCAAGGCAUCGACAAGAUCGUGCUGGUUACACACAUGGGCUACGACAGCGACAUGACCCUCAUGGCCACCCUCCGCGGAGUGGAUGUUGUGAUCGGUGGCGACUCCCACAGCCUUCUGGGUGACAACAUGACCCGCGAAGUCGAUUUCAGCCCCAUCCACGGCGAGUAUGCUACAAUGAUGCGCAAUGCUGAUGGGAAGAUGGUCUGUGUUGUCCAGGCUUGGGAAUACAACAAGGCGAUUGGCGAGCUGGAGGUGGACUUCGACACAAGCGGUGAUGUGCUGCGCUGUGGGGGCCAGCCACGCUUCCCCUAUGCCUCGCAGAUUCAGUCGGGAAGGAGGCGCAGCAGCCAGGCGUUUGUCAUCAAUUCCUCAGACACCGCCAGUGUGAUGAGCUACCUCGAUUCGACAGGCCAGUUCAUGUUGGUUGAAGAAGACGUGCACACGGCUGCCGAGCUCUCCAGCUACCAGACGCAGGUGGAGGCAUUGAAGCAGGAGACGAUCGCCUAUGCUCCCAACAAAAUUUGCUUCGACCGCUGGCCUGGUCAGGGCGCGGGCAGCUGCCCCAUCGCAGAGACGCAGGAACAGGGCGGCGGCGCGUGCCAGCUGGUGGCCCAGGGCUUCUUGGAGGUGACGAAGGCCGCCGACGUCGCCAUUCAGAAUGGCGGAGGUUGUCGCACGGACAUCGCAGCUGGCAACUUCAGCCACAACGAUGCCUGCACCAUGCUACACUCGUGA